CGCGAGGAGCCUCCGCGCCGCCAGCAGAUCAUCCACAGCGGCCACUUCAUGGUGUCGUCGCCGCACCGCGAGCACCCGCCCAAGAAGGGCUACGACUUCGACACGGUCAACAAACAGACGUGCCAGACCUACAGCUUCGGCAAGACCAGCUCCUGCCACCUGUCCAUCGACGCCUCGCUCACCAAGCUCUUCGAGUGCAUGACCCUGGCCUACAGUGGGAAGUUGGUGUCACCCAAGUGGAAGAACUUCAAGGGCCUGAAGCUGCAGUGGAGGGACAAGAUCCGGCUCAACAACGCCAUCUGGCGGGCGUGGUACAUGCAGUAUUUGGAGAAGCGCCAGAACCCUGUGUGCCACUUUGUCACCCCGCUAGACGGCUCUGUGGAAGUAGACGAGCACCGCCGGCCAGAGGCCAUCACCACUGAGGGGAAGUACUGGAAGAGCCGCAUUGAGAUCGUGAUCAGGGAGUACCACAAGUGGAGGACCUACUUCAAGAAAAGGCUCCAGCAGCACAAGGAUGAGGACCUCUCCAGCUUGGCCCAGGACGAUGACAUGCUUUACUGGCCCAAACACGGGGAUGGCUGGAAGACCCCAGUCCCCAUGGAGGAGGACCCGCUGCUGGACACAGACAUGCUCAUGUCGGAGUUCAGUGACACCCUCUUCUCCACCCUUUCUUCACACCCUCCGGUGGCCUGGCCCAACCCACGGGAAAUAGCACAUCUGGGAAAUGCAGACAUGAUCCAGCCGGGGCUGAUUCCUCUGCAGCCCAAUCUGGAUUUCAUGGACACCUUCGAGCCUUUCCAGGACCUCUUCUCGGCCAGCCGCUCCAUCUUCGGCUCUGUGCCGCCCCCGCCUGUCUCAGCACCGGCCCCGGAUCCCAGCAGCUCACCUGCUCAGGAGAGCAUCCUGCCCACCGUGAGCCUCCCCGACAGCCUCAUCUCUCCCUCUGCGGGCCCCUCAGACAGGCAGGGCUGUGAUCGCACCUCCCAGGCUGGGGACCCCUUCCUGCAGCCCUCGGACUUUGGCCCCUCGGAGCCGCCACUGGGAGUCCCACAGCCCUUCCUCCCCGUCUUCCCCAUGCCCUUGCUGGCCCCCAGCCCUGCCCCGGCCCCUAGCCCACCCGAGUUACCCUCACCGCCUCCUCCUGCCCCUGCCCUGACGCCCCCAGCACCCCCUACCUUCCAGCAGCCUCAGAGGUUUGCAGGGCUCAGCAAGCCUCCCCCCGUCAUCACCCACACAGCCUCCACCACCCUCACCCAUGCCGCUGCUGCCACCACCUUCAGCCAGAGCCAGGGUCUCGUACUCACAGCCCACCAUCCUCCACCCUCGCCGUCCCCCUGUGCCCUCGCCCUGUCCCCUGUUCCCCAGCCACCAGCUGUCAGGUCACCCCAGGCUCGUUUAACUUUUGUACACCCCAAACCUGUGUCCUUGACUGGAGGGAGGCCCAAGCAGCCCCUCAAAAUAGUGCCUGCCCCCAAACCGGAGUCCGUGUCCUUGUUGCUGAAGAGUGCGCGCCUGGCCCCAGCCGCCUUCCCAGGCCAACCGCAAGCAGUGAUCAUGACUUCCGGCCCUCUGAAGAGAGAAGGGGUGCUCGCCUCCGCAGUGUCCCAGCCCAGUGUGGUCAUCGCACCUGCUGCCAUCCCCAGGAAUCCUGGAGUCGCCGAAUUCCACAGUGGCAUCCUGGUGACGGACCUCGGCCACAGUGCGAGCGGCCAGCCCGCCCCCGUCUCCCGGCUCUUCUCUCCAGGCACGGUGCAGGAUUCACUGGUGAAGGUGGAGCAGGCCCCACUUCGAGGGAGCAGUCCCCAGGUCCCUACCGCAGGACCCAGUCGCGAUGGCCUGAGCUCAGGCCAGGCUUCUCCGUGUACAUCGGAGCAGAGCCCCAGUCCUCAGUCUCCCCAGAACAACUGCUCAGGGAAAUCUGCAAACCCCAAAAACGUGGCUGCACUAAAGAACCAGCAGCUGAAGCACAUCUCGGCUGAGCAGAAGCGGCGCUUCAACAUCAAGAUGGGCUUUAACACCCUCAACAGCCUCAUCUCCAAUAACUCCAAGCCGAGCAGCCACGCCAUCACGCUGCAGAAGACCGUGGAGUACAUCACCAAGCUGCAGCAGGAGCGGAGCCAGAUGCAGGAGGAGGCCCGGCGACUGCGAGAGGAGAUCGAGGAGCUCAAUGCCACCAUCAUCUCCUGCCAGCAGCUGCUCCCCGCCACAGGGGUCUCUGUUGCCCCACACCAGGUUGAUCACAUGAGAGACAUGUUUGACGAGUAUGUGAAAAGCCGGACCCUGCAGAAUUGGAAGUUCUGGGUUUUCAGCAUCAUCAUCAAGCCGCUGUUUGAGUCCUUCAAGUGCAUGGUGUCCUCCAGCAGCCUGGAAGAGCUGCACCGCACGGCACUGUCCUGGCUGGACCAGCACUGCUCACUGCCUGUCCUUAGGCCGAUGGUGCUGAGCACCCUCCGGCAGCUGAGCACCACCACCGCCAUCCUGACGGACCCAUCCCAGCUGCCUGAGCAGGCAUCCAAGGCUGUCACCAGUAUUGGCCCGCAGUUGGGGGAAUCCUAGCUGUGUGGCCACAAGUGCCCCGAGACCGCUUCCUGCUCUCCUGACGCCCAGCCUCAGGUCCUCCCUCACCUUCCGGGCCGCGAGCCGUCAGGAUCUGCACUCAGGUCUGAAGCAGGCCAGGGCCUGCUCACAGCAAUAGCGCGCCUCGGGGACCUCGCCGUGGCCUCAUGCAGCAACCUCAGCCACUGCCCUCCCGCCCUGGAGCAAAGUACAGCUAUGCUUUUCUGUCCUGCCAGGAGGGAGCCUAUGGGAUAGAAGCAGCCUGCUCCUGCAAGCGGGACAUCCCAGUCCCUUUUGGCCCCAUCGUGAGACUUACAGACCUGUCCCUGUCACACCCUUGUCUACCUGAGCCCGCCUGGUGCCCUGCACAUACUCUGGCUGCCGAAAGCCAGAUGGAGGCAUCUGCCACCCUCCUAGCCCCAAAGCCUCAACCCCAGGGCCCUGACUCCUGGCCUGGCCUCGCCCGAGCCAUGGGAGAAAUGCCUUCCUGUCAUAGGCCCCAGCACGCCGCCGGGGUGGGCCCGCUGCUUUACCGUGACCCGCCUGGCCUCCCAGCCGAGGCCCUGCUGCAGCCCUGGGAAGAAACCCAGUUCUGGCUCUGGAAAGUCACACUCCAUGUUGCCACCAUCGGCCCGGUCAUCUCGUCUGUUUCAUUCAGCUGGGAGCCACAGACCAGGACAGUUUUCAGGUCAAAGAUGCCACCAUGCUGGCAGGCAGGACCCAGGGGCCUCCCAGGUCGGGCCGUGAAGCCUGCGCUCAGUCAGUGACAAGGCAGGGUGGCUCCUAUAUGCAUGCGGCAGGGGACACGAGCAGCAGGAAGGACCUGCUCGUGUUGGCGCCUCCCCAGUAGCUGCAGGUGGCAGGUGCACGCUCCACACUCAGGGAGCCCAUAAGGGCACCUCCUCCAUCUUGCUGUGACAUCCCCAGCAGCCGGCCGGCUCUCCUUCGUUCCUGUCCUCACUGUGCACUUCCCGUGUCCAGUGUCCCGAGAGUCAUGUGAAGAGAGGGCCUGGCUGCCCCUCACACUCUGAUCUGCUCAGAGGCUCCACUGGCUCCUGGAGGCCACAGCGCUGAGGCCUGGGUGGGCUGCCGGCUCCACCGUACCCCACUGUACCCCACUGGUGGAGGGCAGGAAGGCCGAGGCAGGUCUCUGGCUGCUGGCAGAGCCGAGUCCUGUCUGUGCUUCUGCCGGACGCGGGAGCAGCUGGGUGGCACCCCUCAGCCACCCCCGGAAUGUGUUUACAGGCUGAGGGGUGAGCAUGAGGGUGGGGGCCUUGGGAGUCCUGUGGCGGGUGGCGGUAGAGUUCACCCCGAGGACAGGCGCCAAGUCCCCUUUUAGAAGGUCAAGGCCCAUUAGCCUCAGAAGGAAAAGAAGAAAACCAAAUGUCUCCGAGGCCGGAGCCCAGGCCUCCCCCGCCUGUGCCUUGUGAUGCAGAUGGUGCCGUAGGCGCAGCCGGACUCUCCUGAUCCAUAGCUUUCUCCCUGGUGGGAGUGACUUCUUUCUAAACUCCGUGGGAUAUAAAAUCGGCCUGUUGCUUCUUUGGCCUACCUCUCCCUUUUGCUGACUUCGUGUUCCUGGGUCCGAGUUCCUCCGAUCUCCGGCUGUCAGGCUGUGAGACCCCUGUGUGCCUGCCUGCCUGCGUCCGUCUCCUGGUGGGCUGACCUAGCAGGAGUCUGUUCUCCAGACUGAGGUCGACUCGUUUCUCUUGGUGCUCGCUGUCGCCGUGCUGUCGUCCACUCGCCGUCCUCCCCCGCCUGGCUGAUCUCUGUCCUGGGCCGGCGUGUAGGGACAGCUGUCCCCGCGGGCACUGGCCCGCACUGCUCUCGGCCCGUUUACACUCACUUCCCCCGCCCUUGCCCACUGCCAUGCACCGAACAGGCGACAAGAACAGGACCCGAGAAGAUAAGAGCCACAGCCCGCGUAGGAUCUCGGCGUUUCUGUGAAAUCAGGGGCCAUCGGUGCCUGCGUUCUUUCACUAUGAGUGGGAGGCAGGCCAGGGCCCCGGGUUUCUGAGAGGUGGCGGCAGCGGGGGUCCCCUCAGGAGAGGCCGCCACAGCCCCAUGGUUUCUCAGCCCAGCCUCAGGUGUCAGCGCUGUGGGCCCUCACCCUACCUGCGCCCCCAAGGGAGGGCUCUGUUGUCACCCAGGCCUCGAACUCUUGUGACCACCUCCAUCCCGUUUCCUGUGCUUGUGGCCUGUCCCACGCCUAUGGCUUGUGUUCUGGUCAGGAGAGGUGUCUGCCUGGGCUCGGGACGCAGCUCGGCCUCUGCACCGCUCUGAUGGGACGGACUCGGGGGUCCUCUCCCCACCAUGUCUGACCUUUCGCCAUCUGGUCCCCAGGGUCUCUGCCUCAGCUGAGGCCUGCCCUCCUUCCCGGUGCCUUGCCCGGUACAGUGGUGCCCGGGAGGCCCUGGCAGAGCUGUGCCGCGCGCGGCGUGUGCUGUGGCCUCGCUAGGGAGCGCUGAU
Fukomys damarensis (Damara mole-rat) is the source of this 5022-nucleotide messenger RNA. It is a transcript of the gene Mlxip, whose product is annotated as MLX interacting protein. Gene Ontology annotation, molecular function: protein dimerization activity; RNA polymerase II cis-regulatory region sequence-specific DNA binding; DNA-binding transcription factor activity, RNA polymerase II-specific. Gene Ontology annotation, cellular component: nucleus. The annotation marks the transcript as partial. The record is from RefSeq and is a predicted model, not a curated record. Lineage: Eukaryota; Metazoa; Chordata; Mammalia; Rodentia; Bathyergidae. Gene Ontology annotation, biological process: regulation of transcription by RNA polymerase II. The transcript has 17 exons.